Mizuhopecten yessoensis (Yesso scallop) is the source of this 3559-nucleotide messenger RNA. Its product is annotated as translocating chain-associated membrane protein 1-like. The coding region runs from base 79 to 1200 and encodes 373 amino acids. Gene Ontology annotation, biological process: SRP-dependent cotranslational protein targeting to membrane, translocation; protein insertion into ER membrane. The record is from RefSeq and is a predicted model, not a curated record. Lineage: Eukaryota; Metazoa; Mollusca; Bivalvia; Pectinida; Pectinidae. Gene Ontology annotation, cellular component: endoplasmic reticulum membrane. The transcript has 12 exons.
AAUUACUACUUCCUACUUCGUUUGACACGCCGCACAGUUUAAGUCAGUGUUGAAGUUCCAGCUGUUAUCUGCAUCAAGAUGGGAAUGCGUCGAGGAAGAAGCACGAAAAAUCCACCAAUUUUUAGUCACGAGUUCUUUAUACAGAACCAUGCGGAUAUUGUGUCUUGCAUUGCAAUGGUUUUCGUUGUCGGUCUCAUGUUUCAGGCCACAGCACCAGUAGCCACACUGUUUGUAGCUCUUCAGCACAAUGUUACAAGGAAUGGCACAGAUUCUGCUGAUGAUGUUGGGUUGUAUACCUAUGGACGUAAGGAUAUCUUCUCCACCAUGUUCUAUCUUCUCAUCUGUGUAGUAGUACACGCUGUUAUCCAGGAGUAUGUCCUAGAUAAACUGAACAGGAAGAUGCAUCUGUCAAAGGUGAAACACAGCAAGUUCAACGAGUCGGGUCAGCUGCUAGCAUUUUACUUUGCAUCGGCUGUCUGGGGUGCGGACAUCAUCGUCAGGGAAAGCUACAUCAAUAUCAACCAGUUAUGGGAGGGCUAUCCUCAUGCCGAAUUAACGUUUGUGGUGAAAUUCUUCUUCAUACUACAAAUAGCCUACUGGAUCCACUGCUUUCCAGAGUUGUACUUCCAAAAAAUCAAGAAGGAAGAAAUCUCAUCUCGUAUACAGUAUGCCACCCUUUAUCUUGUAUUUAUUGUCGGGGCCUAUGUACUCAAUUUUAACCGAGUCGCCCUGUGCAUGAUGGUUCUACAUUAUUUGGUGGAAUUCGUCUUCCAUUUAGCCAGACUUCUCUAUUUUGCUGAGAAGAGUGAAUUAGCCAACACAGGAUUCAUGGUUUUUAAUGGGAUGUUUGUGCUGGUGAGACUUGGGACCAUCAUCCUGGCUGUUCUGACCUUCUGGUACGGCCUAGACCAGAACAGCCAAACAGCUGUGGACUUUGCCACAGGAAAUUUUAAUGCUCAGUGGGUGAGAAUCAACUGUCUUGCCGCAGUGUGUCUGCUACAGGCUUGGAUGAUGUGGAACUUUAUCAACUUCCACCUUAGGAGGAGAAGGGAAAAAAGUGCUGCCACCCGAAAACUUAAGUCACCAAAUAAGAAAAGGAAUAAGGUUGCAGAAGAGGACAUCAAUUCCUUGCCUGAAGUUGACCAGAACACAGCAACAGAGAACGGAAAUGUGAGGGCACGCAAGGCUAAAAAGAUGUGAGCACUUGCCUCAGGAGUCAACAACAGCUGGAAACAAAGAAGCAACAGAAAUGCUGAAAAAUAACAACUUUAAGCACUGUUUAGUACAAAAUUUCAAUCCUGAACAUAUACUGUUGUGUUAUCAUCAUUUCUGGAAGUAAAAAUGAUCUAAUGGUAAAGUUCGGCCAGUCGCUUUAUAAAUAGCAGUCCCGACUGGUCGGGCAAUAACAGCUGAACUCAUUCACCCCUGCAGACACAUUUAAACUCUUCCAUUCAAAGGUUGGAAUAGUUCAUUAUGAAAUUUCAGGGGUGAAUGAGUAAAAAACAAAGAAGCAACAGUGAUACUAAGGAAAACAUCUGUUCAGUAUAAUUUGAAGCACGAACAUUUGAAAAUGUGUCUUUGUGAAAUUGUGAUUUCUGUUGGUAAAAUGUCUCGUGAUAUAUUUGAAUCUGCUUCGAGCUAGAAAGCAUUGCUGGUUGUAAAAGUGAUAUCACCUUUCCUAUUUGUCAAAAAAUUUAACAUGUCGUAUCUUUUAUCUGCUUUGAGUUACAAAGCAUACCAAGCUAUAUCAGUAAGAUUUUUAGCAGGAUCUUAAUGUGCAAGAUAACUCACUUCAGCAAUGCAUUUAGCUAAAUGUUCAAAAUAUUUCAUUCCCUGAAAAUAUUGCUGACGUCUUUUAUAUCUAUUUUCCUGAUGGAAAAAAUCCUUUCAACUUCCCAUACUUGCCAACCAUUUGCCAAAUUUUCCAUAGGGAGAAAUCAUGUCAAAACCUAAUAGUGUAAUCUUUCAUUCCCUGAAAAUUAAUGGCAAUGAACACUUUUUGACAAAACUUCAUUGGAAAAUACCAUAAUUUGAGGUGUUUUAUCUACAGAAUUUAUUGAAGUUGACCAUGAAGUAAUAAGUAGUGAUUAUGUUAACAGAACAGUCAGAAAUCUCUCUCCAAAGAAGUGAGAUUUAACUUCAACUUGUUCAUGAAUGUCAUUUCCUGAAAUUUAAUUUCCUCAUAAGGUAAGCUAAAUAACAUUUAUGAAACUAGGAUCUAUGAGAAGAUAUGGCUGCUUUUAUUUAACUAUGGGAGUAAGAAUGCUGGACAUUAUCAACUGUCAUUGUUAGUGUAGAAAAAUAUAGUGUAGCUAGGUUUAAUAUCUUAAAAGACGCAUAGUAUUAAAUUUCUUAAUAUAUGGUGGGUUUUUUAAAUGUCCUUGUGUUUUUGUGUAUUUUGUCCAAUUAACCUCACUUUAAAUUACAGGGCAUGCAAUGUUUUCAGUUUUAAUGUAUACAAAAUAUUUUUAUUUUACCUUGAAGGGUAUACUAGCUUACUGAGAUGUGUAUUUUUUUCCAAAAUAGUUCGCACAAACAAACUUAGUAAGUUUAAACUUUUAGGGUUUGUAAUUGAGACUUGAUGAAUAAAUAAAGGACGCAUUUGGAGGUUACACUAAAAUUGACAACUCACAUGAAAGGUACACAAGAAUCGAUGACACAUCUGAAUGGAACACAAGAAUGUAUGUUUAAUGAUUUAAAAAAAGGGGGAUAACUCAAGUACAAUUUGCAGAAACAAUGAGUAAUUAUAAGGUAGCAUAAUUUACCUUAAGUUAGACAUGGAAUGAAUAGACAUGGAAUGAAACUUGGUAUAUACCAAUAGGUGUUAAGAAUGUCACAACCGAUUUGGUUUACAUAUAAAAUAGAUAUGGUAUUGCUGAAAUGACCAUUAUGCUAUUUGAAGUUGUAGAUUUGUGAACAAAUUACAGGCUGUCGUAGACUAAUAAACAUGGUUUGAUGUACAUAUGUUUAUAGUUCUUGAUGAUUCUAUGUAGACAUGGUUCUCAAACAAUUUAUUUGGGGUAAUGUUUUGGCUAUUUUUUGCUAAAACUUGUGAAUAAUUCAUGUAAUUUAUGUUGAAAGCUGGGACCAAACUCUAUUGCUGUGUUAAAUAUGGCUUUAGUAUGGUACAAAUCUGACCUCUUCAUUAAGCUUAUCUCACAGGAAUGUAUCAUAACUUACCAUGUCACCAUCUGUGAGAGAUAAACCAAUAGUGUUAGGUCAGUAAGGGUUGUAGGUAUGGUCAGUGAUAACACAUCUAGAAUAUUGUCUUUGACACGAAUAAUCUUGACAUUUAAUGUACAUUAUUCUUUAAACCCAUUCACCCCUAUGUAACUUUAGUUAACUCUUCCAUGCAUUGAUCUGGGUGAGCCCAUUAUGGUCUACAAUAGUGAAAGGGUUGAAGCUUAUCAGGUAUUAAGAUGUUUACUGGCAAUUUGUUAUGAAAUUUCUUGAAAGAUAGUUGAUAACACCAGGGCAGAAUAGCAUUAACUCAUUCACCCCUGAAGACACAUUUGAACUCAUCCAAUUCAAAGGUUGGAAAAGUUUGAUAUGAAUUUUC